This is a messenger RNA of Atta colombica, 1197 nucleotides long. RefSeq names its product octopamine receptor-like. The annotation marks the transcript as partial. Gene Ontology annotation, biological process: adenylate cyclase-activating adrenergic receptor signaling pathway. The record is from RefSeq and is a predicted model, not a curated record. Gene Ontology annotation, molecular function: G protein-coupled receptor activity. Gene Ontology annotation, cellular component: membrane. NCBI's taxonomy places the organism in Eukaryota, Metazoa, Arthropoda, Insecta, Hymenoptera, Formicidae. The transcript has 6 exons.
CAUGAAGACAUUUACCAAUGGAACCGUACGGUAUCGACGAACGAAGGAGAUACGGAGAAGGAACAUUACUUGCCCAAUUGGACCGAUCUUAUUCUAGCAGGAUUGUUCACGAUAUUAAUUAUUGUUACAAUAGUUGGCAAUACUCUAGUGAUUGCGGCUGUAAUUACCACAAGGAGAUUACGAUCUGUGACUAAUUGUUUUGUGUCUAGCUUGGCUGCUGCGGAUUUGCUAGUCGGUCUAGCGGUUAUGCCACCGGCUGUCCUGUUACAGCUUACAGGAGGGACUUGGGAGUUAGGCGAAAUACUGUGCGAUUUCUGGGUUUCCCUUGAUAUUCUACUCUGCACAGCCAGCAUUCUCUCGUUAUGCGCCAUUUCUAUAGACAGAUAUUUAGCCGUAACUCAGCCGCUGAUAUAUAGCCGUCGACGUAGAAGCAAACGUCUGGCUGGGUUGAUGAUCGUCGCGGUAUGGAUUAUGGCCGGCGCAAUAACGAGUCCUCCUUUACUGGGUUGUUUCCCACGUGCGACGAAUCGGAACAUCAAAAAGUGCUCCUACAAUAUGGAUUCCUCCUAUGUAAUAUUCUCGGCGAUGGGCAGUUUCUUCCUGCCUAUGUUAGUAAUGCUGUAUGUAUACGGCAGAAUUUCAUGUGUCAUAGCAAGCAGACAUAGAAAUCUGGAAAAAACCAAUGAGAGAGAGAAUAUCCGAUCACGUCAUAAAAUCACGAUUGAUCGUGGCAGAAGCAUCAAGGCACAACGUACGGAUUAUACCGAAAGCAAUGUGACAUGCGACAGACCAUCCGAGGAUACCGAACUAACAAAUAUGUGCAAAAAGUUGAGUACAAUUCGAGGUAAUCAGCAAAGCUGCAUUAACAGGGUCGCUAGGGAGACGAAAACUGCGGGCACCCUGGCAGUGGUUGUAGGUGGUUUCAUCGCAUGCUGGUUGCCGUUUUUCAUUCUGUAUCUGGUAACACCCUUCAUACCCGUACAACCGCCGGAUGUUCUCAUGCCAGCCUUGACAUGGCUAGGAUGGAUUAAUUCAGCCAUCAAUCCGUUUAUUUACGCUUUCUAUUCGGCAGACUUCAGACUUGCCUUCUGGCGACUAACAUGUAGGAAAUGUUCGAAGAGUAGACUAAACUUGGAUGGCACAAAUCGGAAAUUACCCGCUUCGGUUAACUGGAAGAAAGAUAUGUCGAGGACGUGA